UUUUUCAGGCCAGAUUACUACAUUUUGGAUGUAAUUACAACACAGUACAAGUCACAGCUAUGAGUUUACAUCGACAACUUUAAAUGUAGUAGCAUAGCCUAUACAGCAGUAAAUCUCAUCAGAUGAUUACGUAUGACUAAAAUGUUUGGUAAUGAAAGUAUAAGCCUAUCCACUAGCCAACAAUAUAAUUUUUUCAAAUAAAAUAAAAACCAUUGAGCAUCGGUAGCACCGUUCAUGAAUGUCACUGGAGUCACACUAUCAGAACUUUAUCACCGAAGCAGAAUCGUGACAAUCGUGACGUCAGUUCGCGUGAACAUCGGUUUCCUAAAUUCAAACUAACGGUAGCAGAUAACAUAACUGAGUGGACUUGCCGAAAGCAACACGAUUCUACUUACGAAUAAGGAUGUCAGACCUGGAGGUGGUGAAGAAGAUGCUCCGGGCCGUGCUGCAGUCGAAGAAGAGCGGCGUGUCGCUGUCGCGGCUGCAGUCGGAGUACUGGGCGCUGACGGGCGAGUUCAUCCCCCACAAGCAGAUGGGCUACCCCACCAUGGAGGCCUUUCUGCGCAGCGUGCCCUCUGUCGCCCGCAUGGAGGUCAGCCGCGUGGGGGAGGUGGUGUGUUUCGCGGCGGUGUGCAAGGAGACGGCGCACAUCGCUCAGCUGGUGGCCCGCCAACGCACCUCCAAGAAGGCGGGGGGGUCGCAGCUGGUGAACUGCCAGAUGAGGGUGAAGCCCAGCUCGCCCUUCAUGCUCUACGCAAAGCCCAGGACGUCUCUGCGGCAGCCGGAGCACCUGGGCCGGUCCGUGCGGGGCGGGGCGCGCCAGCCCCCUGCUGGGCGCCCGGGGUGCGUUGGGGACCGCCGGCAGACGUGUGUGCGGGACACCCAGCCUGAGGAGAGGGGGGGGGUUUUGCCCCAGCUCCGCGCCCCCGAGGAGAGGGGGGUCCUGUCUCCCCAGCUCCGCGCCCCCAAGGAGAGGGGGGUCCUGUCUCCCCAGCUCCGCGCCCCUGAGGAGAGGGGGGUCCUGUCUCCCCAGCUCCGCACCCCGAACGUGCAGGUGAAGAAGCCCAGUGUGACCACUGAGAGGCCGGAGAAGAGGAUGACCCUCCCCUCCAGAUUUCAGAAAGAAGUGCAUGCCUUCAUCUCCAGGAACUCCCAGCAGAGCACUCCUGCUCACCUGAAUGAGAACAACGUUUCUGUGAAGCCCAGACCGGCCCCGCCCCCAGCCCCGCCCGCCUCCUACAACGCGCAGGUGGUCCAGGGCCGCCUAAAAGAGGUCCUUCACAAGCACAGCAAUGGAUUCUGGGUAUCCAAGCUGCCCCAGCUGUACCGUGAGCUGUACAAGCAGGAGCUGCCCCCGGACGCGCUGAGGGAGCUGGAGCACUGGUCCCAUAUCUGCACGGUAGAGAAGCCCUGCAGCAGUAACCCUGCGGAGAGGCUGCUGUACCCCUCUAAAGACCUGCGGCAGCCCAAGCUCCCCGUCCCCAGACCCCCAGCCCGACCCAAACUCCAACCCGCCGCGCUGCUCCCGUUCCCCGGCCCGAGGGCCCCGGCGGGGGCGGCUCUGGCUCCGGAGCUCAAGCAGAAGCUGGCGCUGCUCCUGGGCAGGUACACCAGCGGCCUGUGGGCCCACGCCCUGCCCAAACUCUUCCAGGAGGCCUACAAGAGCCCGCUGCCCGCGCAGGUGCUGGGCGAGCUCGCCCUGCUGGCGGACAUCUGCACGGUGGAGUACCCCAUGCCCGACAACACGCGCAAGGCCAUCCUGUACGCCCGCGAGCCCGCGGACGCCGCCGCCCGCCCCCGCGCCCGCCAGGAGGCCGGCCGCCGCCUCAGCAGCCAGGCCGUGCCCCCCCUCGCCCUCCCCGCCGAGGAGUACCCCUCCGUGCUGGUGGUGGAGGCCGGCAGCACCAACAGCGUGGUCCUCAGGUACAUUGGGGAGGGCUACUCUCAGGCUCAGGAGCAGCUGGAGGAUGAGAUGAGGGAGUUCUACAGCCAGGCCGGCGCGGGGAAGGCGCUGCUCAACCCCGCCACGGGCCAGCUAGCCGCCGUGCGCGCCGAGGAAGAGGAGGAGGUGCUGCGCGCCCAGGUGCGCGAGGUCACCACCGACAGGGUCAAGGUGUACUACGUGGAUCACGGCUUCACUGAGGUCAUCAGCAAGGGGAAGCUCCUGGAACUGCACGAGAAGUUCUUCAGGCUGCCCUUCCAGGCCGCCAAGUGCAAGCUCGCCGGGCUGGAGCCCUUCUGCCAGGACCCGGCGGUGCUCCAGAGCUUCGAGGCCCUGGCCGGUGGGAAGAUCCUGCUGGCGGAGAUCCUGGAGCGGGGCGACACGCCCCUGGUGGUGCUGUACGACACGUCGCAGGAUGAUGAUGUCAACAUCAACACCGCCUGCCUGAAGGCCGUGCACGACAAGUCCCUGGGGAACCCCCUGCAGGUGAACAGCAUCUACGCCAACGUCUCGGUGACCAACGUGUGCUCCGACGGAACCGUCUUCUGCCACCUGCCCUCGCGGGGCCAGGCCAAGCUGAGCAGCAUCCUGGAGAAGGCCGAGGCCUACUUCCUCUCGCAGGUGACUCCUGAAUUCCUGGUGUCCAAGCCGUUCUGUGGGAAGUGCUGCCUGGCACGGUAUAAGGGCAAGUGGGCAAGAGUGGAGAUCACUAACCUGCAUGGCAGCCGGGUCCUGGACAUCCUGUUUGUGGACCUGGGCGUUCCCGCCUCUGUGGAAGUGAUUGAGCUGCGGGAGAUCCCGCCCCCUUUCCUGCGUGAGCUCAUGGCCAUCCCGCCGCAGGCCAUUAAAUGCUGCCUGGCGGACCUGUCUGUGAGCGGGGGCUCCUGGACCCCUGACGCCGUGCUGUGGCUCAGAGACGCCGUGCUCAACUCCACCGACUGCAGCAUGAAGGUAUGCCAGCUGGAUGAAGCGCGGGGCCUGGUGCAGGUCUACCUGUUCAGCAGCAGUGCCCUCGACCCGCAGACCAGCGUCAACCAGCAGCUGCUGGAGUCCAGCCUGUGGAAACGCGCGACUGACGUCGCCGUGAGCAACAGCGAGACCACACCCCCUGCGGCCAAACCAGCUCUGCCCCCGCAGUGGGAGACCGGCGACGCCCCCGCUGCCCCCGCCGCCCCCGUCCCCGCCGCCCCCCCCGCCCCACUCCAGCUGCCCCCGCUCAUGCAGCUGCCCCAGCCGGGGCACAACAUGGACAUCUACGUGUCUGUGGCGUGCCACCCCGGGCACUUCGUGCUGCAGCCCUGGCAGGACCUGUACAAGCUGGUGGUGCUCAUGGGCGAGAUGAUCCUCUACUACAACAAGAUGGAGGAGAAGCAGCUCAUCAAGGUGGAGAAGAACCAGAUCUACGCCGCCAAGGUGGAGAGCAACUGGCACCGGGUGCUGGUGAAGGGCGUUUUGACCAACGGGCUGGUGUCUGUGUACGAGCUGGACUACGGGAAGCACGAGCUGGUGGACUGCUCGCAGCUGCAGCCGCUCAUCAAUGAGUUCCGCCAGCUGCCCUUCCAGGGCAUCACUGCGCAGCUGGCAGGGGUGAAGCCCAGGCAGUGGUCAGAGGAGGCCUCCAUCGUGUUCCGGAACCACGUGGAGAAGAAGCCGCUGGUGGCGCAGGUGGAGUCCGUGCAGGAGGCCCCCCAGCCCUGGGACCGGAAGGUGGUGGUGUACCUGGUGGACACCUCCCAGGAGGAGAAGGAUGUGUGGGUGCACGACAUCAUGGCCGAGCUGGCAGAGGAGCAGAGCCGGGCUGCGUAGCACCCCCCCCCCCCCCACAACCCCCCCGUACAGGCUUCAGACUGUUACUCAAAGUUCCGUUUACUGCCCCAUCCAGUGCCACUGUCAUUUACAGAGCAAGUGCUUUAUGUGCUCAAAAAUCCACUCCACAUAACACUCAGAUUGCAGUGAUUUACGAUGGUUUACAAAGGUCUGCUCAUUCAAUGUUUGUUUUUUUGUUUUUUUGUAAGAUAUUCAGAAGCUAUCCAGAGCAAAACCCUUCCUCCUUGGUUUCUACAUUACAAUGCAGCCAUGUGUCUUAAUAGCUGUUCUGCUUGGUUGAUUGUCUUUUUUUUCUUCUUACUUUCUUUGUGUGCUGAAAUCCUUGGAGUUUUUGAAGAAGCAUCACAGUAUCUUUACAUGUUUGUGUUUACUUCACCAGAGUUUGUGCACAUAGGUUAUGCGUGCUCGUAUCUGAACCCGUGCGCUCGCGGCAGCGCGAGGACAGCCGGAUGCAUUGUUCUGAAUGGAACCGCAGGCAGGGAGUGUUGCUCCAGAUGAAUAUGUAUUCUGCAUAAACUUGUAUGACUGAAAGCAAUCCUUUGUUACAUGUCAGGUUUACAUUAAGGUUAAAUGCCCAUGUAGAAAGCUGUAGAAGUGGUUUACUAAAUUCGUUUUUUUUUGCUGCACUUUGUUAAAUUUAAUUAAAAAUAUG
This is a messenger RNA of Anguilla anguilla (European eel), 4421 nucleotides long. Its product is annotated as tudor domain-containing protein 7B-like. Bases 404 to 3748 code for a protein of 1114 amino acids. Gene Ontology annotation, biological process: lens fiber cell differentiation; spermatogenesis; lens morphogenesis in camera-type eye. The record is from RefSeq and is a predicted model, not a curated record. The transcript has 17 exons. NCBI's taxonomy places the organism in Eukaryota, Metazoa, Chordata, Actinopteri, Anguilliformes, Anguillidae.